Messenger RNA from Culex pipiens pallens (northern house mosquito), 6466 nucleotides. RefSeq lists its product as uncharacterized. The transcript has 2 exons. NCBI's taxonomy places the organism in Eukaryota, Metazoa, Arthropoda, Insecta, Diptera, Culicidae. Gene Ontology annotation, molecular function: protein binding. The record is from RefSeq and is a predicted model, not a curated record. The coding region runs from base 868 to 4119 and encodes 1083 amino acids. Gene Ontology annotation, cellular component: cytoplasm; nucleus.
UUACAACUUUCAAAAAGACAUAGCAUUAGCAUAGCAUUAGCAUAGCAUUAGCAUAGCAUUAGCAUAGCAUUAGCAUAGCAUUAGCAUAGCAUUAGCAUAGCAUUAGCAUAGCAUUAGCAUAGCAUUAGCAUAGCAUUAGCAUAGCAUUAGCAUAGCAUUAGCAUAGCAUUAGCAUAGCAUUAGCAUAGCAUUAGCAUAGCAUUAGCAUAGCAUUAGCAUAGCAUUAGCAUAGCAUUAGCAUAGCAUUAGCAUAGCAUUAGCAUAGCAUUAGCAUAGCAUUAGCAUAGCAUUAGCAUAGCAUUAGCAUAGCAUUAGCAUAGCAUUAGCAUAGCAUUAGCAUAGCAUUAGCAUAGCAUUAGCAUAGCAUUAGCAUAGCAUUAGCAUAGCAUUAGCAUAGCAUUAGCAUAGCAUUUGUGAAUAAAAUUUCUCAAAAGUUUAUUUAUUAAAAAUACAAACUAUUUCACAUUUUUACAAGAGUUUACAUCCGUUGAUUUCCACGUGGUUUAUGGAUGGCCCCUUAAAAAUUUCAAAUCGGAUUGCUAACAUCCAACUAUCAUCACUAAAAUUGUACCUUGUUAUCGAAAAUAACAAAAAACGAUUCAGGAUUUACUCAGUAAAUGCUCAAAUACCCUAGACCUUAUCAUUUUAUCAGCGUCCACUAACACCGAUUAUGCUAUAACGUAAGCGCGUUGCGCUGAUUAGAAGAGUGACAACGCAUAGGGGUGGUUUAGUCCAAAUCGACUUGGCCGGUGGGGAGGACGUCGAUUUGUAGUUCGAUGGGAAAUUGUCAGCAAUUUAACAAUAAAUCGAAUGGCACUACAAUAAAUCAUUAGCAUUUCAAGGUUAAUAAACAGACCAAACCUAAUCAUGGACCAAUCCCACCCCACAAUCAACCCCGAUCGCGACGAGUUCGAGUUCGCCGGAACGGGCAGCGAUGGCAUGCGGUACCAACGGCUGCUCGCGAUAAGCCUGGCCCUGCGGGCGACCCUCCAGGGCCGUCCCUUCAAGCUGGCGUACGAGUGGACGGCCGCGGGCAAGUUCGACGACGUGAUUUUCUACCUCCAGGAGAGCGACACGUGGUGGCUCAUCCAGGCCAAGCACACGCAAAACGUGGACGCAGUGAGUGAGGAAAUGCUGCUGAGGGACGAUAAGAGUGACUUUUCGCUGGGGAAGUAUUUGGAGUCGUUUUGUGGGGUUCGAGAGGGGGCGGUGUUGGCGGGGCGGAGGACCAAGUUUUUCAUCUUGACCAAUAGAUGGGUUGAUCGAGGUUUGGUUGGGAAGUGUGAGGAAGUGCAGCUUGACGGGUUGCUUAAUUUCGGUUGCAAUUGUAAGCACUACAAGUAUAAGGCAGAUUUAAAGACAAUGGAAACAAUGGCUAAGAAAAGUGGUGGCAAAUUUAAGGAGAUUUGCAGUGCAAUUGUGGAGCUUUUCGAGAAAGGUACGAUGAAGAAAAUCAUUCUUGAGUAUAAAACACCAUUGAGAAAUAUUUUAAAGAUUGAUAUGGAAGGCAAAGUUAGACUAGUUGAUGAAUUAGAUAAGAAUUUGGUUGAUAGCAGAACUUAUAAAUUAUUCGAGAUUCUAAAGGAAUCCUUCAAAAAUCAAGGUUUGACUGCAAUUGAGAAAAAGAAAAUGUCGAUCGAAAAGGACAACUUUUGGUUAGGUGAAUCUCGCCUUAAGCAACUACCACCCUGCAUCGAUCAAGCAAUAGUUGAGGAUUUCUUUGAAAAUACGAUUCUAUCUGUGUCACAACCAAAAGAUGACGAAUUGAGUAACAUCAUAAAUCGGGAAAUGCAAAUUUGGAUGCGCGAAAGAAUACCACCGGAACAUUUCGCCAGGCUAACUUCUGUUCAAUUGGAGCUCCCUUUGAUUAAGUCGGAAGCCAUGUUUCAAGAUUGGGAGCAAAAUAAAACUGAAACCGAAGACAACUCAACCAAACGAAACAAAAGGAAGAAGUUUCUAACUCUGGAAGCUUCCAAAAAUUGGAUAGAAAUCGUCGAACGAGAAUUAAAUGAGUCGAUCAAGCAAAAACCAAAACAAUCCUGUCUCAGUUUAGAAGACAUGGAAAAAUACUACAUCAAUCGAAGAAUUUCCUACUCUCCCUCAGAAAAAGACAACAAAUCAAGCCAAAUCGAGUUCACCAACCUGGUCGACAACACCUUCAUCGACCAACUUUACACCACUUUCAAAGGCCAAAAGUGUUUCAUUCUGGUGGCCGAACCCGGCAUGGGGAAAAGCACCCUCUGGCAGCAUUUGGCAUUUGCUGCGCAGAAAAAGUACCCGGAAAAGAGUGUUUUCCUGCUCUAUUUGAAUAAUAUUCGCGAGAAAAUUGAAUCCGUUGGCAGUCUUGAGGAUGUUUUGCACAUUUUUGAAAAUCAUCUUUCGUCAAAAAAUAGUGAAAAUUUCAAAAAUAAAGACAGUGAGAUUAUUCUGUUUUUGGAUGCAUUUGACGAAUUAGAUACUGAAAAUUUGGAGUUGCUACCGAAAGCAAUCGAUAUUUUGCUUAAAAAGGAAAAUUUAAAGCUACUCAUCAGUAGCAGACAACGCAUGAAAGACACACUAGAAAGAAGAUUAAAAGUUGGGGCAAUGUCGGUGGAACCGUUGAGCUACGAAGAUCAGAAGGCAUUUCUCAAAAAGUAUUGGGACGUUGAGGAAGCAUUUUCCGAGAAAGUUGAUCAAUUCAUUGUACUAUUUCUGAAAACUUUUCAUGAUGGCUUACUUGGAUCACAGUUUGAAUUUCUUGGAACGCCACUUUUGCUGAGAAUGUUGGCGAACAUUCAUUCCAACUUGAUUGAACAGUUGAAAUUUGACGAAUUUAGCUUCACAAACGUUUUCGACAAACAAUCGACUGUCAUUGAUGUUUACGAAAAGUUUGUCACGAAAAGCUUACGCAUGACUUACAAUAAAAUAAACAAUAUACCAACUGAAACGGAAAUCCCUAGAAGGUGCAAACCACUUUUGGAUUAUUGGGAAAACGAGCAUCAACAAAUUGCUGUUAAGGCACUAUUUCCGGAAAAUCUGCUCCCUUCAAUUUGCGGUGCAAAUUUCGAACAAGAAAUUGAAAGAAUUCGCCUAGAAAUCGUAAACAAUGAAGAGGAAUCACUACUGAUUGAAAUUUUCGAAAGGUAUCCGAGAUUUACCCACUUGUCGUACAGUGAAUUUUUGGCGGCUAAAUUUCUCUACAAAUUUAUUGCCAAUCACGAAUAUCAAUCGAUCAAACGAGAAAUUGCAAACUUUUUGAAAAAGCACUCAAGCAAUGUUGUGAAAAUUUUCCUAGUUGAAAUGAUUGAAUCGGAAAUGAGCGAACCACAUUUGGAGUUUAUUUCCACAAUCGGCGAUCAAGCUGCGUUUUGGGCCAUCGAGGCAAAUUGUUUAAAUUUAGUGAAAUAUCUGCAGAAAUUUUACGACUAUGACAAAAUUUGCUACAAUUUUCUGCAAUAUCCGAUGCUUCACAUUGCGGUGCAAUGUAAUGCAAUAAAAAUACUAGAAUAUUUGCUCGAAUGCAAACUCAACCUGGAAGUAAUGAAUUGGAACCGCGAAACUGCACUGCUUUUGGCAUACCAAAACUUGAAAAUCCUCAAAUUGCUGGUUGCCCACGGAGCAAAUCUACACGAGGGGCACGAGUUGGAGGUGCAAAGAAAGAAAAGUUAUUUUGAUAGAAUUCUUGACGACGCAAACGAAUCCUAUUCCGAUCAAAGCUUUGACAACAUAAUUUUACACCGAGCAAUUCAACACGGUUCCAACGAGACCAUCCUGUAUCUUAUCGAUCAAAACGUCAACAUUCACCACCCGGAUGUGGAUGGGCUGACUCCGGUUCAUCAAGCAGCAGUGAAAAACAGGUUGGAUAUUUUGAAAAUUCUAGUUUCCAAAGGAGCACGCCUGAAAGUGUCAACCAGGUUGAAAAAUACAACCCUGCAUUUGGCUGCGGAGAGCGGCUCCAAGGAGGUUGUUAAAUAUCUUUUGAGGCGAAACUUUGACAUGACCAGUAAAAAUAUUUACGGAAAAACGGCGCUUGAUUUGGCGAAAAAGGCAAGUAAGAAGGAAAUUGUGAAAAUUUUAACUUCAAACAAGAAAUCUGGAGAUGAAACCCUGAAUAGCACAUUUGAUAAGUUGAAAAUAUAAGAAAUCACAAAACAAUCAGAUGAUGAAUACUUAAAAAGUUCAAAACAGUAGUUAAAAAAACAUGUUUUUUUUCUGGGUAGUAAGUAUUUAAUAAUUAUUGAUCGCUUUAACUUUUUUUUUUGUGCUUUUUUGUACUGAGAAAUUUUGUCAAAAAAAGUUCAUGUUACUUCAAGAUUUUAAAUUUCACCCCUUUUUGAUUUGAACAAAACUUUGUCAAAAAAGGCAAUUUUGUAUAAGUUGUUGUUUUUUUCCUACAAGGCUUCAAAAAAUUUUGUCGGGUACAUGGGUCAUUCCAAAACUGGAAUGUGAAUAUUCGAAAAUCUGUAAUUAGAGUAGAGAUUGAAUUUUUUAAAUGUCGAGAUUUUUAAAGUUUUUUUUUAUAUCUUUUGCGCUGAAAUCUGGUAACGGAGAUACGAGCUUUCGAAAAAAAAGUUGGUAUUAUCUAACAAAAAUCAAAACCUUCUUUUUUUGCAAAAUAAUUUUUUCCGUCGAAAAUGAUUUUUAACAUUUACCACAUUUAUUUGAUUAACGGCACCCAUUUUCAAGUUAAAGACAUAUGAUUUUAAACCUUAAAAUGGCUUUCGAAAUGUUGGGUGGAAUUUUUUUCAACAACAUUUGAAUGAAAAAUGUGUUUAAGAAUGAAUUAUACACCUAUGCAUCCAGUUAUUUUGCAUUCAUUAGUUUCCAAAAUACCUAAGUAUUGACGAUUUUUUUUUAAACAAAAGUUUUUGCGGUGCUGUACAUUGGAAUUUCACAAAAAAACAAAAUAUUUUCAAUCCAGCCCAAACAUGCUAAAUAUGAUUAUCAAUGCAUAAAAAUAGUUUAAAAUUGUUUUCAGUUGAUUUGACUUCUAUUUCCAUAAAAAAAGUUGUUUGAUAUUUUUUAUGUCCCCUUUGUUAUUGGACCAAUUUCGAAUGGGAGCGACAUCGACUUCGAAAAAUAUUUGCAGUGGCCUAAAUAGUGAAAAAAAAAAUAUUUUUUCCAUUAUAGUUUCAAUCAUAAACCAACUAAAAUAACCUUUUUUUAAACUACAAUUUUUGAAAAAUUACAUUUUUUAUAUGUUUUAGGUGACAAAACAUUGCCAUCUUUUGAGCUAUGGCACAAGAUAGUCAAAAUUCAUUUGACAGAUUUGCGAAAUCUAAAAAAAAUCAUCGGUUCAAAACAAAUUAAUUCAUAUUUUUUUUAAAUGUCAAACCAAAUCUGAAAUCGAAAAGUGCUCAACAUAAAUUUCUAUGUCAUCAAACGUUUUCGAGUUAUAUCCACUUAGGUUUAAAUUUUUGUUGAUAAUGCGGUUAUGACCAAGCUUGACCAUUUCUGAAAACAUGUUUUUCGAAAAGAUGAGAAAACUUAAAAAAUAUUAAAAAUUAAUAAGAGAUAAAAUUGCACAAGAAAAACGAGGAUUUCUCUACAUCACCAAAAAAGCAAUGAGUCUCCCAGUUAUUGAAUUUUUUUUUAUUUCAAAUCCACCCCAACAUUUGGCCUGGUCGAAUCAAAUGUUUGAGGCCCUUUCUAUUUAUUUAUUUUAUUUAUUUGCGUUUAAGGGCCAAAUAAAUAAAAUAAAUAAAUAGAAAGGGCCUUGAACAUUUAAGGCCCUUUCAAUUUUUGGAGAUGAUCAAGCUUAGUCAUGGUUUCUAAAGUUAAAAAAGUCACUUGAAAAUAGAUUGCGAUAUCACAAAGAACUUUUCGAUUGCAAAUCAUUUUAGACUUUAUGCCAAAAAAAACUGUUUAUCAAAAAUUAAGAAUUUUUGGAAAAAUUGCCAACACUGCCACAUUUUUUUUACAAAUUUGUUCAACAGUUUAAAAAAUGCCAUAUUUGUCAUCUAAAACAUAUACUGGAAUGCAACUUUAAAAAAAGAUUAUUUUACGCAAUCCAUUUUCUUGUGUGAAAAGUCGAACUUAAAUAAUGGCUUAUUUUUUGGAGCAUAACUAUUUUUUCUGAAAAGUCUUAUAAGCAAUACCUACAAUUUUGCCGAAGACACUAAUUCGAUCAGAAAAUUCGUUCUAAUGGUACACAUUUUUUAUAUUUUUCUAACCUUUUUGUAUGGACAACUGCCAAAAUUCUAUGAAAACGGAUAUGGAACAAAAAAAAAACAGACAUUAAAUAUCCAAAAACGAUUUCUCGUUCUUGAAUAAAUUAUUACUUUUGUAAAAAAAAUAGGCCGGUGUAGUCUACAUUCAGGCUUUAUCCUGAGCUUCUAAAAGAUUACAAUUUAUUAAUGUUUUAACAUCACCGUUAAAAAAAAUAUGGUAAUAUUACAUCUGGGAAUGGGUACAUCUUUAAUGUCAUGUGGAAUUUUGCCACUUUUCAGAUGUAAUGUCACAUAUUCAGUCUAAAUUGAGGUUAAAU